AGUCACACGUAUCUUAAAAAUUAAGCUACCGUAUUCCUUAUUUCAAAUACGCACAAAAAGAUUUACGCCAUGGGGAAAAGGAAAAGGUCGCGUUCUAGGGACGACGAUUACGACAGUAUAUUAAGAAAGGUUAAGAAACUUGAACAGCGGUUAAAAAAUCGUCGACGAAGUAGUUCGCGCUCGCCGUCUAUAGAACAGGAAAAUAUAGAUGUGAAUAUAGACGUGCAUCAAUCGGAAACGCAGUCGCCGUUGCGGGAUAUGGAAUUUACCGAAGCAGAUAAUAAUGACAACGUGAAUGAAGCUUGUUUAAAUAACAAGAGUGUAGAUAACGCUGAACAGACUACAAACGUGGAACCCGAGUUGGACCCUAAUAUUUUAAGCAUCUUAGGAGAUGACCCCCAGAACGAGAAUACUUUUGGUGAAAAAUUACACAAGGAUGUUUCAACUAGAUGGCAACAUCUUUUGAUAAACGGGUUACAAAAAGAAGUGAAAUCCGAAAUAAUAAAAUUAUAUCCAGUUCCUGAAAACUGCAGUAGCUUGAAGGCGCCGAAACUUAAUUUAGAAAUAAAGGCGGCCCUUACCGAAAUGAACUUGAAAAAAGAUAACUUUAGCGAGAAUAAACAAAAUCAGUUAUCCAGCGGUAUUGCAGCUCUAGGCAAAGCGUUAACCGUCGCAUUUAGUAGCAACCCGUCUUCUCAAGACCUAAUAAAAUACUUGAGCGAUGCGGGACGCUUGUUGUGCGAUUACCAUUACAGAGAAUCUCAAUCGCGUCGAUACUCUAUCAUAAAUACUUUAAAUAAACAGACACGCGAUACUAUUAGGGAUACUAAACUGGACGAAUAUCUCUUUGGGUCUGAUCUUGCCGAUCAUUUAAAGUCAUCCAAGGCGAUUGAGAAAUCGGGAUUAGAAUUAAAGCCCGUGUACACGCCGCGGGUGCAAUCAAAAGUAGAUCCGGCCGUUCAACAUCAACGAGGGGCUUUAAACUCACGGGGGGCGUCGCGGACAGCAGCCUCCGAGACGCGCCCGUACGCCGCUGCCCGGAGAUCGCCAGACAUCGCUCCGACGACCAGGGAUCGCCGACACGAACCGUCAACGAGCCGCUCGAGCUACUAUCAUCGUCAGCGAGGGAGGAGACGCUGA
This is a messenger RNA of Cydia splendana, 1140 nucleotides long. RefSeq lists its product as uncharacterized. The transcript has 2 exons. Lineage: Eukaryota; Metazoa; Arthropoda; Insecta; Lepidoptera; Tortricidae. The record is from RefSeq and is a predicted model, not a curated record. The coding region runs from base 70 to 1140 and encodes 356 amino acids.